Penicillium daleae is the source of this 1668-nucleotide messenger RNA. It is a transcript of the gene alg10, whose product is annotated as dolichyl-P-Glc:Glc(2)Man(9)GlcNAc(2)-PP-dolichol alpha-1,2- glucosyltransferase. Gene Ontology annotation, biological process: dolichol-linked oligosaccharide biosynthetic process; protein N-linked glycosylation. The record is from RefSeq and is a predicted model, not a curated record. The transcript is spliced from 3 exons. Lineage: Eukaryota; Fungi; Ascomycota; Eurotiomycetes; Eurotiales; Aspergillaceae. Gene Ontology annotation, molecular function: dolichyl pyrophosphate Glc2Man9GlcNAc2 alpha-1,2-glucosyltransferase activity. Gene Ontology annotation, cellular component: endoplasmic reticulum. The coding region runs from base 1 to 1668 and encodes 555 amino acids.
AUGGGAUCCAAAAUUGACCACUCCCCGGGAUUGUACCUGUGGUCGUAUGCCCUCUGCGCUAUCCUGCUCGCGCUCCGCGGCUCGCCGACGAAACUUGAUGUAAACGCUCUGCGCGCGACUAAUGUCGCCACGACGGGUAUUUUCCUCCCUUGGAGGCUUCAGACUCUUUCGGAUGCGGUUCAUAAAGUUCGGAAUACCCGGCCAUUGGGUGCGUGGCUCAGCCACACGGUCUUGAACAUUUGCCUGUUCCCUCCGCUGUUCUUCUUCUCCGGGCUAUACUAUACUGAUAUCCUGGCGCUGUUGGCAGUUGUCGAGGCGUACAACUGGGAUCUGAAGCGGGCUUCUGGAGACCGCUACGCCUUCCUUUCUACUUUGGGUUUCUUGGUAUUUGGCUUGGCGGCGUUGGUAUGCCGGCAAACGAACAUCUUCUGGGUCUCUGUUUUCUUGGGAGGGUUGCAGGCUGUUCGAAAGAUUCGGCAAUCUGCCAAGGUCUGCAAAUCGUCAGAUAUCUCUGCAAUUGUGAAAUGUGGCUUUCAGAAUGAGAUUUAUGAUCCGCUCGUUUCCGAGGCUUCUUUGCAAGAUCAUCUCAAGACGAGCAUUUCUCUAGCAGCUGCAAGCUUGAAGAACCCCUUCUCCAUUGUGGUAUCCGUCAUCCCUCACAUCAUUGUCCUCGGUGCCUUCGGUGCAUUUGUUCUAUGGAACAAUGGUGUUGUCCUUGGCCAUAAAGAAUUCCAUACCGCUGGCAUUCACUUAGCACAGAUGCUCUACAUCUGGCCUUACUUCGUCUUCUUCUCCUGGCCGAUCCUGGUCAUUCCAGUGCUGAAUGUUGCUCUCUCCAAGAAGGUCCUGCCCAAGUACCUCAACUAUGGCUUCACUGAACAACAGCGCAAACUGCCCAAUGUUCUUGCAAUCUUGAUCGUUGUACCAGCCAUGCUCGCUAUUGUCCACUUCAACACUAUUGUGCAUCCUUUCACUCUGGCUGACAACCGACACUAUGUCUUUUAUGUCUUCCGCCUUCUUCUGGGUGUUCAUCCUGCUGUUAAGUAUGCUGCAGUUAUGGCAUACUUCCUCUGUGGCUGGGCCGUGAUCGCCGCCUUUGGAUUCUCUGUCAUUCCGGCCCCUCCCCGUCUCCUUCAAAUCCCUCCUACUGCAAAGUCAGCAUCUGCUGCACCCACGGCCCCAGCAAAGGAACAGUCAAAAGAAACCAGAAAGUCGGCUAGAGCACGCAAGACUCCAUCCAAGAAGGACAGCGCACAGCAGAAGCAGCCUGAUCCCAUUACCCCGGAGGUUCUCGCCCGGAUUCAAGAGUCUCUGAUCCAGCGGCAAAAGCAGCAGCCCGAGUUACCGCGGGUCAGCUUUGUCCUCGUAUGGCUCGCUGCCACGACUUUGUCUCUUGUGACGGCCCCUCUUGUGGAGCCGCGUUACUUUAUCAUCCCGUGGGUGAUGUGGCGCCUACACUUACCGCCAUCGUCCACGCUUGCUGUUUUCCGAAAGCAGAAACCCCAAGGUGAAGACGAAAGGGCUCGCGCCGAUUUUGCUACAAACUUCCCCAAGUUCUUGGAGACCGUCUGGUUCAUUGUUAUCAAUGCAGUCUCUGGCUAUGUCUUCUUGUACAAGGGCUUUGAGUGGCCUCAGGAACCUGGGAAGGUUCAGCGCUUCAUGUGGUGA